Messenger RNA from Prorocentrum cordatum, 1647 nucleotides. The record is from the annotation of a GenBank genome assembly. Lineage: Eukaryota; Dinophyceae; Prorocentrales; Prorocentraceae.
AUGUCUCGCAACGUCUUUACGGCGGUUGGGACGGAGGCGGUGGAGGAGGACUGGAGACGGAGGCUCUUUUUCUUUGACGUUACCAACGCUGGCGCACUGGCGAGGAAGGCGAAAGCGCUCGGUCUGCCAGCGCGCCACUCGGGGCUGUCGUCCACGAGCGGCAUCCCCAACUUGUCCGAGGAGGCCGGUGUUGAGCCCAUCCUCGCAGAGUGUGCUGAUUUGACUGCUCGGGGCUGGACUCUCGUUCUCGCAGCCAACCAAGUCGCCGAGAGGGUGGUUGCGGUGGCCCGGGCGCUUGCCGACUGUGGCGCCGUCGUCAGCAUCGAGGGCCCUGACCGGGCGAUCGCGUCCGCCGUAAUUCUUCUCGUGGCGUGGACGGGGACACUCGGCGGGAAGAGCGGCGCCGCGAAGAUUCGACCUGCUCGGCGGGCCUUCGCAAUGCUGCCCGCGCUGUCUCUGCUGCCGGAGGGCUCCGGGUUCACGUCGAACCACCCGUCCUUUGAGGACAAUUACGGGGAGAGCGAACCACCCACGAUGGAGUUGAUACGUUCGUACUUGUCCAAAGGAUUCGGAGAGACCUUCGGCAGCGAGGCCGAGGCAACGGCGCGCUUUGGCCAGAUUUUCCCCGCAUCAUUGGGGAACGUCAGGAAGCGCAGGCACGACGGUUCGUUCAAAAACCGUAUUAUUCAGGAUCUCAAGACCAAUAAGGUCAAUCUGACAGCCUCGACGCACGAGCGGGCCGUUCUCCCUCGCGGAAUUGAUCACGGGGUAGAUCUGGCUGCCAUGGCGCAGCAUGCCCUCAGAUGCUCCGAAGGAGUCGUGAAGGUAUUAAUCCUGGACUUCAAGGGCGCCUUCAUGAGCAUCCCACUGCACGAGCAGGAGCGUAGGUUUAACGUGGCCGUCCUUCAACAGCCUCCGUCUGUAGAUUCUGGCCGGGUGAUCGUAUGGCGCGUGCUAGGUUUCGGAGGCAAGUCUAACCCUCUGGUCUACUCCCGGUUCGCCUCGUUCGUGGCCCGGUCGACCCAAGCCAUGUUGUCGGCAGAUGCGUGCCGUCUGCAGCUGUACGUCGACGACCCGGCCCUGACGUUGGCAGGCGGCAUGCCUUUGCAGUAUUUUCAUUGCGCAUGGACGGACUCCAUCUGCCAGCGCUUCGGGGCCACAACGGGGGAGUACGCUCGGGGAGCAUUGCCCGACCUCGGAACGGCCGAGCUGCGCUCCUCCGCCCUGGAGGCAUUUUCAAACGCUGUGUACGCGGAGUCGUCACGGGCAUCUGCGGCCUCCAGGCUCAAGACGUGCCGGAAACUGCUGGAGAUGUGGGAUCAGGUUGGUGCCGCACUCACGGCACAGGUGGCCGAGUUGGCCACCACGGUCAGCUCCCUCCGGCUGGAGCUGGAGGGGGUCCUGGACCAGAGCCCGCUCGGCUCCGCGGCCGGCUUCGGGAUCAACGGGCUGAAGCUCGACCGCGCCGCCACCACCCGCCUGAUGGGCUUCGCGCGGACGCAGGAGAGGAUGCACGCCUCGGCAACGCGCACAUCCGCGUGCCACGAGCGCCGGCACCUCCAAGGUCUUCCUCCUCAAGCUGGUGGCCCUGCUGUCUUGACGCAGCUGCAUGUUCUUCCUCGGCGCUCGCCGGCCCUCACGGUCUGA